CAGGCGGCAGUGUUGCCAGGAGCAGUCAGUAGGAUGGCUGAUCCUCCGGUCGUAGUUCGUCUUGUAGUGUCGUGUCUACGGUCCCGAUCUGGAGGGUUGUCUCGAGUCUGAGGUCCCGGGUAUAGUGUCCUGUCUGGAGUCUGAGGUCCUGGCUAUAGUGUCCUGUCUGGAGUCUGAGGUCCUGGCUAUAGUGUCCUGUCUGGAACCUGAGGUCUCGACAUAGGGUGCCGUCUGGAAUCUGAACUUAAGGAAACUUCCCCGCGGACAGACAGGCAGUAGGUGCUACUCCUACUUAUGUGGAAAAAUCAAAAGAAGAUGGCGGGAACGAACGGCGAGAUAGUGGAGGAGAAGGGAGGGUACAAGAACGGGGGCCUGCUGCCGGAGUGGCCGGCGGAGCAGCCGCAGCAGCAGGAGCAGGAGCCAAUGGCCUGCGGGCUCGGCCCCUGCAAGCCCCGCUGGAUCCAGCUCUUCGCCUCCAAGCAGGCCUUCCUCGUCACCUUCUGCAUCACCUGGGUCCUCCAGGGCAUGUACUACACCUACUUCGUGUCCGUCAUCACCACCAUCGAGAAGCUGUUCCAGCUCCAGAGCAAGACCACUGGCUUCAUCAUGAGUGCCACCGAGAUCGGGCAGAUAGGGUCCUCCUUGCUGCUCACCUACUACGGCGGCCAAGGCCACCGACCCAAGUGGAUCGCCUGCGGGAUGGUACUCUUCGCCGUGUCAUCGCUCGCUUGCUCUCUUCCGCACUUCAUCUUCGGCCACCGGAUGCUCUCCGAGAAUGCGCCCGCCCUUGCUCCACCGAGUGUUUGCCAACUGCCCGACGUAUACAUCUCACAUGCGAACGAGACCUCUGCCCAGUGCAGAGAAGUGGAGCAGUCCAACAUUACGACCAUCGUCUUGUCCAUCUUCUUCAUCAGCCUGCUCGGGGUGGGUAUGGGACAGACGGCGGUCUACACCCUCGGGAUCCCCUACAUCGACGACAACGUGGCCAGCAGGGAGAGCCCCCUCUACUUCGCCAUCACUAUCGGAGUGAGGAUCCUCGGACCCGCCCUCGGGUUCAUCCUGGGCUCGCUGUGUACCCGGCUGUACGUGGACCUCAGCGCCGAACCCCAGAUCACUCCCGACAACCCCCGCUGGGUGGGAGCGUGGUGGUUGGGGCUGGUUCUCAUCUCCAGCCUCCUCGUCCUGGCCUCUUUGGCGAUGUUCUCCUUCCCCAAGAAGCUUUCCACCUGCAGGCCGUUGCCUUCAACCAAGAAACCUCGUGAGACUUCCAGAAAGAAUCCCAGACUCAAAGACUUCCCGAAAGCAGUGAAGAGGUUAUUAAGAAACGAUAUUCUCAUGUUCCGGACUGCAUCGAGUGUUCUUCAUAUUCUUCCAAUCGCUGGACUUUACACAUUCCUCCCAAAAUACCUUGAAUCUCAGUUCAGAUUGACUGCGCACGCGGCUAACAUGGUUUCAGGAGUAGGAGGAAUUUUAGUGAUGGGUCUUGGGAUCAUUCUGUCAGGUGUGUUCAUUCUGCGAGUGAAGCCAAAUGCAAGGUUUGUCGCUGCCUGGAUUGCUUUCACUGCUGUAGUCUAUGCAAUUGGUAUGGGGAUUCUUAUGUUUGUUGGUUGCCCAAUGAAUGACUUUGCAGGUCUUCAGAAAGAAAUGGGUUCUUAUUUCAGCGUAACCAAGUUUGAGCCAGUCUGUCAAGAUGUUUGCAAUUGUGAUGAAUCAAAAUUCAGUCCAGUAUGUGGAAAAGAUGGGAUGACAUAUUUUUCUCCAUGUGAUGCUGGUUGCCAGAAUUAUUCAAUCAUAGAUGGAUCUAUUGUUGAGUUUUCCAACUGUGUUUGUAUCUCAAAUAUGACGUUACCCGCUGGUGAGAAAAACAUAGCAUCUGCAGGGUACUGCGAUUUGGGCUGUGGCAACUUCACUUGGUACAUUCUACUUUUCUCGUUGUUUGUCUUUGUGCACUCAACGUCGGAGGUCGGUUCAAUGUUACUUAUACUGAGAUGCGUAGAUCCUACUGAUAAAGCAAUGGCCCUUGGACUGAUACAAUUCGCUAUUGGCCUCUUUGGUAACGUACCCUGCCCAAUAGUUUAUGGUGCUGUUGUUGAUUCAGCGUGUCUCAUAUGGGACACAGCAUGUGGAAAGAAAGGUGCUUGUAUGCUUUAUGAUGGAAACUUUUUUAGAAUGUUUUAUCAUGGGACUACAGGAGCCAUUCUUCUUUGUGCAUUCCUCGUAGAUGUCAUAGUCUGGUAUAAGGCUGGAAGCAUUAACUUUGUUGAUGAACAAGUUACCGUACAAGAAGAAGAAUUGAAUCCCUUCACUGCAAGGUCAAGAUCGGAAACAAGUGUAUGAACAAUAUAAAUACACUAACUUCUUUCUGUAAAAAAUGUUUUAUAUUAGAAAUUAGCUUGGAAAAAAGUUAAUGUUAUUUUGUGACUUCUAGAAAGUGGCACUUUCUAUAGUUUUCAGAUUAUGGACAAUUAGAAUCUUAGUUUAUUUUUUAAUUUGUAUAUAAAACAAUUUUUAAAAAAAUAUUAGUGUCUCACAAAUUCAUUAAUAUUUUUCUAUCAUCUGGCUGAUUAAUCAACCGAUACAGAGCUGAUGAAUUACCUUGAGAUGUUUAUUUUUUUAUUUUCCAACUGUAUUUCCUUCUUUGAAUUUACAAGAUUGUAGAUCUGCAAUAAUUUUAAGAGGAAAUUAAGUUUUGAUGAAUUAUUGUUUUCGUAUUUAUUAUAAACUUUUCCUUUUAUUUUAUUUAAGUAAUCACCAGAUUUAAAUUAUAAUUUAUAACUGCUAACAUACUAUAUAUAACGUUAUAUCAAAUUAGACUGAUACUAGGUUUUGUGUUGUAUUUUUUUUUUUUACUUUUUUUUAAAAAACUGAUUACUGAUUCAAUGUAUUUUUGGAAGCUCAAAUCUAAAUUGUCUAAAAGACUUAAGUUGUUCAAAAGCCUUGCGACAACUGCUUCUACCUCAAGAGGGACUGCGCCUCUAACAUAGUCAAAUAUUUCUUAAAUAUUUUUAAUUAUUAUAUUUUGUAUGAUAAUAUUGUAUAGUAGAUAGAUUUAAAAAGUAAUAUUUUCUGAUAAAUGAUUUAGGAAAUAUGAUCUAUGCAUCAACAACGAGAUUUUAUCAUUUAUUUUUUUUAAAUAUAGCCUAUCUUUGAUAACCAAAAUGAACUAGUGGGCCAAAUAAUGUUUCACUAUUAUUUGUAUGUUUAACAUAAUCAUUUCAUGUAAAAAUUUUGUUUUCAAUUUAUUUAAUUAAAGAUUGUAUAUAGUUUUACAAAAUAGCUUAUAUAGCUUUGGUUUGGUAGUGGCACAACUAAAAAAAAAGUGCUUUUUUAAAAUUUUGUAUUGAACGUAUUAUAAAGAUAAUUAAGUUCUAUCAUAGUGAAUGGCACAUCCUCAUUUAUUCGUGUUACUCAACAGUUGUGCUGUUAUCGUCUUGUACCCAAUAUUUCAUAAACAGUGAUAUAAGGCUUUUUGUUUAAUGGUGACAAAGUAGCUUUUAUUUUUAGUUGUGUAACUAUAAAUGUAAACAAGAAUAUGUUUCUUUAAGUGUUUGAAGGAGUCUGAUAGUAUUCAGCUUGACUAAGAUAUGUUUAAGACAUUCUAAAAUUCAUCAUUUAAGGAUAAAAACAAAAAUAAAAUAAAUAAAUAAACAUAUUAUAGUUUGACUUAAAUGGAUCUUAUAAGGGAUAAAAUAUUGGAAAUAAAUUACAAUUUUAAUGUUUGUAACAUUAUAAACUUACUUUAUACUUCUUAGUUUGAUUUUGGAGUAAUGAAAAUCUCUUAAACUACUUAACCAGAUUUUUUUAAAAAUAAUAUGAGAAGUAAUUUCUUUGUAUAAUUUUAAUUUUUAUAGAUGAUUUUGAAAAUAUAUAGACAGGAAUAGAUUCAUAAUUAAGAAUAAAUAAAAUUAAACAUAUAGUUCUUUGGCUAAUUAAUUACAAAUUUUAUUGCGUUUCGGAAUAAUAAUUUAUUAUUAUUUAAUUUUAAUUUAUCAUUUGGUUCUUUGCUAUCAUUUUUUAGUUUUAAUUAAAUGUGUUAUCUAAAAAUAUAUCAAUAUUUUAUUUUUAACACUAAAAAACAAAAGAGAACUGGAAAACCAUUUUUCCUUAUAUUAUUUUUAGUGGACUGGAUUCUGAUUUAUUAAAUUACUGAAACCCCACAAUAAUAAUACAAACUUGGUUUUUUUUGUGGGUCCUCCACUUCCUCGCUUUUAAGGCUAUACGGGGUUUUCCCGGGCCAGGGUGUGCGGUCGGGGAUUUAAAAGACUCCCCCGGCAGCCAAACGUGAACUCGUGAAUAUUUUAAAUCCAUUGUCUCUAUAUCAGGUUGCCAGGCAAUGGCGGUGCUGUGCACCCACAUAAGCCCGAUCGGCUAACCUCGUCCACGUAUACCAACAUUUAUUUAACGUUCUCUCGAUAAAAUUGGAUUUGAAAGAUUAGUGAUGCAAUUGUUAACUAAGUGAACUAUUUUUUCACUUAUGUUCCCAUACUUUUAUUAAUUCACAAUAUAAUUUAACAUCCUCAUAGUUACGUGUUCUUUUAAAUAUAUACAUUUCACAAGUUAAGAGCAUCCAAUUUAAUUACUAGUUAGUGUAAAUACCAGAAUCUUAAGACUUUUAUUUUUAUAAGUAGGUCUUUCUCUUGUCUGAUGUUUUAUAUGUAUCUGAUUUUUGAAAGCUAAAUGUCUUCAAAGUUCUAUUAGAUUUAUGCCUAUUAUCUUAAGAGAAAUAGGCAUACAAUUCAGAUAAAAGUGUUUGUAAAUAAAUACUGUAGUGACCUUUCUGUUACUAACUAAAAAGUAUCUUUUCACUUCAAAAAAUUUACUAUGUAUCUGUAGAUAUUUCUUAAUUUGAUUACAAACAAAAACCUGCGACUUAUAAAACAUUUAUAUAGUAAAAGCUAUUUGUCUCUUAAAUUCUACUUCUAAGAUUUUAGAUGAAAUCCUAUUAUCGGGUGUGUAUAUAUAUCUAUUUACAUCUAUACAUGUGCCAAUAUGUUUUCUUCUCUUAUUUCAAUAAAGAUCAUCUGCAUUUCCAUUAGGAGUAGAGUAAUAUAUUCAUUUGGAGAAAAAAUCAUGCUCCGAUUGUUCCUUGUUGUUAUAAAUAUUGUAAUAUUUAUUAAAACUAUUAAAUCUAGGUUUUGUUAUUGUAAAAAGAUUUUUAAUUAGAUUAACUGACAUGAUUUCGCCAACACACUGUAUUGUAUUUCAAAAUACAAACUUUUUUAUACUUGAAAUUCAGUUCUUAUAUCUGGUUGUUUAUUGUAAAAUCUUCUAAGAAAAAAUUAACGAUUUGUCUAAUAUAUAAUAUUACAAUAUUAAUUUUUAAUCGUAUUAUUUCUUAAUAAUAAAUUUUAUUAUUAAACAUUAAAUUUUGGACAUUAAAAAAGAUAGAGAAGAACUUUACAACUGGUAGGAAGGGGGAGGAGGGUAACAUUACAUCAAAACUAGAGUCACGUUUUAGUUUCCAACUUCCAGAAAAAGCUUUUCAUUUUAUUGAGAACUAUCUUUGAGUUUUAUAGAAAAGUUAUUACCAAGUCAGUUAGGUCCAUUAGUUUUGCUUAUGUCUUUAAAGAAAUUAUUCUAGUUUUGGAGUAAUGUUCUCUCAUUCAUUGAAUAAAAUAUUAAAAGUCCUAACACUUUGGCACUUUACUUAAUAGGGACAGCUACUGCAAUAUUUUUGUAUACAUUUUCCAUCAGAGAUUCAAAUUUAGCUUUAAACUGUACAAAAUUUCAUGGCUUUGGGUGACAAGUUGGUUGGGAUAAUUUAGCCUUUCUUAUUAACCAUAUAGCUCAUAAAACUAAAAAUGAGAUCUCCAUCACCCCAAACACAGAUAUUGCCCAACAGACAAGACAAGUUUUUGAAUAAAUUUACAUUAAUGAGACUUUUUAUAUGGAGUUAAAGUUUCUAGGAAUUAAAAAAUCUUUUUGGCCGAUGUUCCAACUAUCUAUCCACUGUUCUUGUCUCCAAUUUAAAACUACGACACUCUCAAAUAAUUAUGAAUGAAAGAUAUUCAUUGACCAUAGGCAAUAGAAUUGUAUGCAUUAUAACUUUUUUUAGAUGAAUAAUGGCAUAGUUUAAAAAGCCAUAUUUAUAAUGUUCUGUACUGUUGAUUGCAACAAAACCUUAAUAUUGGCCAAACUGUUUUGCCCCUUUAGAGUUUGGCCUUGUUUGUCUUCAUUAAUUGGCAUUUGGAAAGUAUUCAUUAUAAUAUUUAUAUAUUAGUUUUAAAGUUUUUAAAUCUCUACUUUCCACCAUUUAAAUGUUAGAAAAGUAUUGAAUCUCUGCAAAUGAUCAGCUAAAAUUAUCACUCUCUUUAUUAGUGUUUAUUUCAAAACAAUCUGUCUAUUAUUUUUCAAAAGUAAAUCUUAUAAAUAAUUAUUAAUUGUAUACUUGUAUAAAUUAUUUUCAAUAACAUUAGUUAAAUCAAGUAUCAAACUUAUCUUUAUAUUAAAAAAAGAAAGUCCAUAGAUUAGUAAUUAGAAAAGUAUUUGUGUUUUUAUUGUACCAUUUAAAUUAUUAUUGCUACUUUGUAAUAUGCUAGAACCACAUAAAUUAGAUGAUUACUAUAACUUAUUGUUGCUUUUAAGAGGCACUUAUAAUUCCAUAGAUAAAUUACAAGUAUUUAAACUGACAGUGUAUAAAGUGCUUUUAAUUUAAAUACUUCCACUUACAAAUACACUUCCACCGAUUUUUUAUUGAGUAUGGUCUGAUUUGAAAGUAACAAGACAUUAAUAAAAAUUUUUAUUGAUAUAAACAUUAAAAAGUAAACAAAAUUAUUAAUUAAAAAAGUUUAUAGCAUCAAAAUAAAAUCAGAUAAAUUUUGUCAGUGCUUAGCCAAAAUCCGUCCAAUAAUUGAACAAUGCAUAUAAAGAUAAACCAAUAUUAUAUUAAAUUUAUGCUGUUGUUAAUAAAUGAAAAAUCUUGCUGCAGUUUUAUAAUUUUUAAUUUAAGGUCAUUUGACCCUAAGUAAUGAAUGAUAACAAUUGAAAUUAGCUAUAAUUUAUAUAAAAAAGUAUUGGGCCUCAAAUUAAUUUUUGGAAUUAAUCAUGAUGUAUGGCAACAUAUGACUGUUACUUGGAAUUUAAUAACAAUAAAUAAUUGUUUAAAAAAAAACAUUUCACUAAAGUUGUUAUUAUUGGAAUAUUUUUCUGUAAAAAAUAAAAAAACAUUUAUUGGUAAAAAUUGUAGAUUGAAAAUUUUAUAUAUAAAAUCUGUUAAAUGUUCUCUUCGAUUAAAAAAGUACAUAAUUUAACUUAUUUUAAUUAAAUUUAGGAGAAAAAAAAAUGAAAAUCUUUAAUUUUUAAUCAAAGUACUAACUUUGGUAAAGCAAUACUCGUUAUUUGUCUCAUGAAAAAUAUUUUAAUUAACUAAUUUAUGAUUUAUUUAUGAUUAAUAACUACUUAAAUUAUGUCUUCUAUGUAAACAUUCAAUGGUCAAUUACUUACUAUUACACCUAAAUCAUAGUUUACUUAAAAUAGUAUCUCUCUAAAACAACUUUUAAUUUUUAUUAAUAUUUAAAACAAUGGUUACUUUCAAUCGGUGCUUAGAAUGAAAUUUUUAAUUUGUUAGCAAGACGCAGAAGAUUAUAUUUAGCUAAAACAAGCAGAGCAGUACUGAUUUUAGUUUUAUUCUUGAUACUUCAUUGAUCUUUUAAACAAUGUGAAAAUUAAAAAAAAAAUUAUAAAAAGGAAAAACCAUAAGCUGUUUAAUAAAUAAUUUCUGUAUAAUUGUAACUUAAAUGUCUAGUACAAUAUUUUUGUAUGAAUAAAAACUUUUAUUUUAUGAAGUUACUUUAAGAUAAUGUAUAAUAAUGAACUAGUGAUUAAAUGUUUUGUUUUUCAAUAUAUAUUUAUAUAUAAUUAUAUUUCGGAGACUGAUAUUGUCUUCAUAUCAAUAGAUGUAAUUUUUUAUAUAAUGUUGUAAUUGCUUGAAUUGUAGAUGCUUAAUAGUUUAGAAAAAAUAUAUAUGUUGUUUCUAAUAUGAAUGAGGUGUUAAAGUAAAGGCUUUAACUUAGUUAAAUUAUAUUUGUUAAAUAUGUUCUUAGAGUUUAUACAAAAUAUAUUAUAUAAUUUAAUUUCAGCUGAACUAUAAUGAUUAUUUAUGUACAGCAGUAAAUAAACGAGGAUGUGUAAAAAAGUAAAUAAAAAUUUUUAAAAAAAAUUAUAUGAAUUGUAAUAAACAAAAGUAAUAAGAAUAGAAAGAAAAUAAUAUUUAGUUAUAUUUUCAUUUAUGAGUAGUUUGUUGGUGGUAUAUAGUGUUGUACUCACGUGAAAGUUCCUGUUUUAAUGUUUACAAUUUUAUGUUUUAAUUUUAUAAUGGAAUAGUUUGGUGCUUUCUGAGUAUGGUUCCUUAAUGAACCAAACAAGCACCACCUGUUAUCACGAUUGAAGACUUGAAGUUAAAGAUGUUUUAAGGAAAAUAUAGUGUAGAAAGCUUUAAAAUAUUCUAUAAUAGAAAUUUUAUAAUCUGUUUUAUAUUAAUAAUUCUUUUUAUUUUUAAUUAAGCUCUAAUUUGUAUUAACCUCACUUAAAAGUGUUUAGGUUUUUUUUUUGUUUUUUUUUUUCAAUUUUCCUUCACAUGUUAUUCUUUAAGCCCAUUACAUGGAUUAGAAGUGACACCAACUCAUGCAAUGAUCUGAGAGAUGCACAUUAAGAUUUAUUUUUUAAAUAUUUUGGGUUUAUGUAGUAAAUAUAAAAUAAUUAUAAUAAAUUAAUUCAAUUGUUAUUGCUAUUAAAAUGAACUCAUAUUAUUUUUCAUGUACUGAAAUUAGACCAGAAUAUCUAUUUACUGAACUUUUUAUAGAAAAUAAUAGGAGUCUUGGUCUUUUAAAUCAGUCAUUUAAACAGAAACGGUUAAACACUACAAAACUUAUGGUAUGUGAUUACAUUUAAAAAAAUAAAAAUAAGGUGGUGCUUGUGAAUAUUUCUAAUAAUAAAUAACCCAUAGAGAUUGUUUAAAUUUUAUUUGUACGUAAUAUUUAGUAUUAAAAUCCAAACGCCUUUUUUUUUUUUUUUUAUAACUAUUAAUGUACAAUGUUAGUAAUAUGAAUGAUCAUUGAUUGUUUUAUAUAAGGCGAUUAGGUAAAUUAUUUUUAUCAAUUCUACUUAUCAAAAAAUAAUUGGUUUUAAAUUACACUACAUUUUCAAAAAUACUUUGCUUAAGACCUAUUAUUAAUUCAAGUCUUCAUAUGGUAUUGUAAAGUAUAUUUAUUUCCAAAUAGGUAGAGAUAAGUGUUAGUUAUUUUUUAAAAUAAAAACUCUGCAAAAUAAGCAGCCACAAAAUGUUUUGGAACAUUGAAGAGCGAUUAUCGUAUGUCAAUGACAAUUUUAUCAUUAUUCAUCUUUUCUUUAAAUACUACUAUGAGACUUAAUUGUAAAUAUCUAAAAAUUUGAAAAUAACCCCAAUUUCAAAUUAUAUUUUUGUAUCAAGCCAUGUAAUUCAUUUGAUGGUUGUGUCCAAAACAAUAUGUUUAGCACUUAAGCAUUUUCUUAAUAUCAAUUUAAUAGGCGUCUGCUUAUCCAUGUGCCUAAUUUUAUAAAUUGUAUAUUUGGUUGUAUAUUUCUACAAUAAUAUUGUUAUAUAUAUUAUUGAAUGUAAUUUGUUCUAGAUUCAUAAAUGUGUACAAAUAGACUUGUUAAAUAUUUAAUUUUAUUUUCUUAAAUUACCCAUUAAUAAAUAUAAAAAUCAAAAUAAAAA
Nezara viridula (southern green stink bug) is the source of this 9694-nucleotide messenger RNA. NCBI's taxonomy places the organism in Eukaryota, Metazoa, Arthropoda, Insecta, Hemiptera, Pentatomidae. The record is from the annotation of a GenBank genome assembly.